Aspergillus bombycis is the source of this 318-nucleotide messenger RNA. Its product is annotated as 60S ribosomal protein eL37. The coding region runs from base 1 to 318 and encodes 105 amino acids. Lineage: Eukaryota; Fungi; Ascomycota; Eurotiomycetes; Eurotiales; Aspergillaceae. Gene Ontology annotation, molecular function: structural constituent of ribosome; RNA binding. Gene Ontology annotation, cellular component: ribosome; cytosolic large ribosomal subunit. Gene Ontology annotation, biological process: translation. The transcript has 4 exons. The record is from RefSeq and is a predicted model, not a curated record.
AUGACGAAGGGUACCUCCAGCUUUGGCAAGCGCCACAACAAGACUCACACUCUCUGCAGGCGUUGUGAUGAGCUAACCGAUUGGGAUUUGCGUUUGGAAAAUUCAGGCCGCCGCUCUUUCCACGUCCAGAAGUCGACAUGUGCCAACUGCGGUUACCCCUCCGCUAAGACUCGCAAGUUCAACUGGAGCGAGAAGGCCAAGCGCCGCAAGACCACCGGUACCGGCCGCAUGAGGCACCUCAAGGAGGUUCACCGUCGCUUCAAGAACGGCUUCCAGACCGGCACCCCCAAGGGCGCUCGUGGCCCCGAGAGCCAGUAA